UUGCCAGACAACAACAACGGCAGCAGGAUUAUUGUGACCACUCGGCUAGAGAGUGUUGCCGAAGCAUGCAGCAAUGCUGGAUCAGGCACAAAUUGCAUUUAUUGGAUCGAGAACCUUAGUUCGCAAUACGCCAAGGAGUUGUUCCUCGGCAGAAUAUUUGGUCCUAAUCAUUCUUCUUGCCCCGACGAUCUGGAAGGUGAAAUGAAUAAAAUUAUAAAGAAGUGUUGUGGGCUCCCAAUGGCCAUUAUUAGCAUUGCUGGCCUCUUGGUGAGCUAUAGAACGUCAGAGAGCAAAGAAAUGUGGGAGAGAGUUCGCAAGUCGAUUGGUACUCACAUGGAGAGCCGCCCUACCCUUGAGGGGAUGAAGCAGAUUAUUAGUCUCAGCUAUAACCACCUGCACCAUUAUCUCAAGGGUUGUAUGAUGUAUCUCAGUUUUUUUCCGGAGGAUUAUGUAAUCGUUAAGAAUCGGCUCUUGAAGAGAUGGAUCGCAGAAGGACUGGUUGCUGAGAUUCAGGGGUUGACCUUAAUGGAGGUAGCAGACAUCUACUACAACGAGUUGGUGAGAAGGAGCAUGAUUGAUCGGGCCGAUGAUAUAAUCAGCUGGCGGGAUGGAAAGGUGGAGACGUGCCGGGUACAUAACAUGGUAUAUGAGGUCAUGGUGUCCAAAGCCCUGGAUGAGAACUUUAUUAGCCUAGUAGGUGGCCCAUAUGAAGGGAUGUCGUAUGGUAGAAUUCGCCGUCUGUCCAUCCAUGGUGGAGAAGAGGUAGCAUCCAUCAAAACUGCAACAUCCCAUGGUAGGAAGAAUGCCAUCAAGGAGAUGAAGAUGGAGCAUGUCCGAUCACUGAGUGUGUUUGACCUCAAUCACAUAAAAGUGCUUGAUCGUCUAGGCGAGUUCAGCCUACUCAGGGUACUUGACCUGGAAGAUUGCAUGGGCCUGGAAGACAAGCAUUUGGUACAUGUCUGCCGGAUGUACAUGCUAAGGUUUUUAGGCCUAAAAGGUACAUACAUAACUAAUUUGCCUCCAGAAGUCGGUGGGCUAGAGAAUUUGGAGACCCUUGAUGUACGUGACCUUAGAGAUCUGCCCAAAACUGUGUCAAAGCUAGAGAAACUGGAGCACCUGCAAAUUAGUAACAAAGAGUACACAGAGUGUUGGAUUGCACGCAAGGGCCUGGGUAGAAUGAAGGCGCUACGGAUGGUGAAUACAAUAGUUUUUGCCAGGUCCCUGAGCAAGAUGUAUUCCCUCCGGUGGCUCAGCAUUGGUAGUAAAGUAUGUAGGGAUAAUGAUACAUUGGACUUUCUACAUGAUCUCGACAUGCCACCGGCGCUCCUCCAGUAUCUUAAGAUUGGUGCCGGCAUUAACAAAUUGCCCAACUGGAUCAGCUCACUGAAUAAUCUUGUUGAGCUUGUCAUUGCUUGGACAUACUUUGUUGGUGACCAAUUGUUCGGCCCAAUAUGUAAGCUGCCCAGGCUGAAGUACUUACGCUUGGGCUCGGACUGCUACAAGGAUACAGAGCUGGUUGCACAAACUGCCCACACCUUUCCGGCUCUCAAGUACCUGUUCCUGAACUUCAACAUUGAAAGUAUGGAAGCUGUCCGGUUUGAGGAAAACACAAUGACAGAGCUUGAGACACUCAGUGUGAGCUUUUGGAAAGGAGAGCUUAACAGAGUCCAAGGCAUGAAGAAUUUGGCAAGCCUUCAAGAGGUGCAGCUCGCUGGUCAGAAAGGCAACCCAGCAUUGGACUGUGCCAUGGAGCAACUAAAGACACUGAAUGAGAAGCGCCCAGGAAAUCAGAUGAAGGUUGCAGUGCAAUACCAGUGA
Molecule: messenger RNA, 1818 nt
Organism: Triticum dicoccoides
Lineage: Eukaryota; Viridiplantae; Streptophyta; Magnoliopsida; Poales; Poaceae
Product: disease resistance protein Pik-2-like
Exons: 2
Coding region: 202-1818 (538 amino acids)
Biological process (GO): defense response to other organism
Source: RefSeq, a predicted model, not a curated record